CGUAGGGCGAGCGGCGCCGAGGGGUCGGUCCCAGUCGGGCUCUCUCUCUACGCCAGGCCGGGGCCGUGUCUGGGGCCUACUGCCGAACAUGGCGAUGGCGCAGCAGACGGCGCUGGCCGUGUGCCUCUUCAUCUGCGCGUUUGUGGUGGUGCCGAGGAUGUUGCUUGGGGCGGGCGGAGGGAAGGAGGCGGCGGCGCGGUUGUCGGCAGCGGGACACCGGCGCCCAGGUUCUGGAAGAGGCCAGCCAUUGUACACAACCCCCGAAUCAAAUCGUCCCAACGGACAACCUAAUCUCAGGGUGCAGCACAUGAAAAAUCAAAAAGAAGUAAAUGGUGACAUGGCUCGAGGCAGAAGCAAAGGAUUCAUUUUCCAGUUGUUGCCGCUUUACGCAAUAGGAAUAGGUGUAUAUGCUGUUUACAAACUCAUGCAAGUAAAGUUCAAAGAAAAUGAAAAAUCAAGCAGUGAAAAAAAGAAACAGGUUGAAGAUAAAAAGAAAAACACAGAAAAUCAGCUCUCUGAGCUAGAGAUGCGUUUGGCACAGACUGAGAGAAUGCUGGACUCGUUAGUAAAAGAGUUGGAUCCACUCACCAGCUGUGUCAAUGCUGUUGCUUCUGGGCAGAAGAAUGAAAUCGUGACACAGCUUCAGGAAAUAAGAAAAUUGAUAAAAGAGAGGCAGGCACCUGAUAUUGAUGAGGAGCUGCUUUCUAUCUCUAAGAAUUUCAAAGGGUAUAUCCAGGAUGCCGAGGAAAAGACACAGCUGACUGAAGAUCAGACCUUCCCGGAGAGCAGGGAAGAUUCAUCAGAGGAUAUUGAUUCGAUAAAUAGCAAAGUGUUUACAGCAUCAUUUCUCGAUGAGACUGAGUCUGUGGACAACACCUCAAUAGAGGAUUCUGAGGGGGACUUUGAAGCGCUGGAGGAUUUGCCAGAAGCUCAUGGGAUCAUGGAGUUGAGAAAACGUAACAAAAUGAAUGAGUUUGUGAAAUGAGCAUGUCUUGUCCAUCUUAUUGAUUCAUUUUGGUUAUUAUUGUUUAGUUUUGCAUGUGAUUGAUGUAUUACUACUUAAAACACUCAGGUAGCACCAAAACUUUAUUAUCUCUGCAAUAUAUACAGAACUAUAGAAAGUAUCUUUCGUAGCUAGAAUCAUUAUUUCGUUGUUCGAGGGUACUGAUGUUUAUAUAUAUAUAUAUGUAUGUAUAUAAAAUUCACUAAUGAAAAUAUGUAGUAUUUCAUUAUUUAGUCAAUCCAAGUUCUUCUUUGUAAAUGGAGCAUCCAUUUAAUUACUAUAUACAUAAUUUUAUCAUUCGUUUAUCAAUUGUAGGUUAGAACCCAGAAAUGGGACUCAAUAGGCAAAGUGAGCUGGUCAGAUCUAGAAGUCCUGAAUUAGGAGCCAUAGAUACAAGACCAUCGGUGGUAGGUUUAGAGGGAAGUUGGCAACAAGAAAAAAAAUUACCUAAGGCACAGAGAGUCUGGAACUCAUUACCGGAAAACAUAGUGAAGGCAAAAAUCCUCGUCAAAUUUAAAAGUGCCUUAAAGAAUGAAAGAACACAAGAAAUUAGGAGCAGGAGUAGGCCACUCGGCUCUUCAAGCCUGCCCCACCAAUCAAUAUGAUCGUGGCUGCUCUCCACUCUCCAACUCCUAAUACCCUCAAUUCCUUGAUCUUUUAAAUAUUUAUAUCCGCUUUUAAUAUUUGAAAUGUUCUGGCCUCCACCACCGUCAGGGGCAGAGAUUCACCACCCUCUGCGAACAUCAGUUUUAAAUGACCAGCCCCUUAUUUUGUAGUUAUGCCCCCAUUUUCAGGACUCUCCCACAUGUGGAAAUGUCUCAAUGUCUACCCUGUCAAGUCCCCUUAGGUUCUUGUAUGUCUCAUUCUUCUAAACUCCAAGGAAUACAAACCCAAACUGUCCAGCCUGUCUUGAGAGGACACCCUCUCAUCCAAGGAGUUACCCUGGUGAAGCUCCUUUGGUCUGCCUCCAAUGGCACUAUAUCCUUUUUUUAGGUAAGUGGACCAAAGCUGUGUGCAAUAUUCUGGGGUGGCCUCGCCAAGAAGAGGACUUAAAGCACUGUAAUCUCCAGGACUCCUGACUGAGUGUCUUGCAGUGGGAUUAGGCUGUAAAGCUUUGUCUUGGCAGGCAUAGUGUGACCACAUUCUGCUCCAUAAAUGCUUUUACAGUGAUGAGUGUUUGAUGCAAUACUUAUUAAAGUAUUUAAAGACUCAA
Messenger RNA from Pristis pectinata (smalltooth sawfish), 2216 nucleotides. RefSeq names its product coiled-coil domain containing 107 (gene ccdc107). Gene Ontology annotation, cellular component: neuron projection; neuronal cell body; intracellular membrane-bounded organelle. Gene Ontology annotation, biological process: protein localization to cell surface; synaptic transmission, cholinergic. The record is from RefSeq and is a predicted model, not a curated record. The transcript is spliced from 6 exons. The coding region runs from base 89 to 985 and encodes 298 amino acids. NCBI's taxonomy places the organism in Eukaryota, Metazoa, Chordata, Chondrichthyes, Rhinopristiformes, Pristidae.